GAACAACAGUGGCUACGGAGAAGAGCAAGACGGGGAAGAAAUUUGCAAUGCUUGUAUUAGGUCUUGUUCCUGCAUUUGUUCUUUUGCAUGCAGGCCAGGUUGAAACAUCAGCAGAGUCAUGAUUCUUCGAGUGGGGUUGUGCCUUGGUCUUACGGCGGAGAUGGUCCAGCAGCUCAAGAACAACGGUGUCAAAACAGUGGUGGACCUUGUCUCUUCAGAUCUGGAGGUGAUUGCCCGGAAAUGUUCCUUAUCCUACAAGGCCUUGGUUGCCGUUCGACGUGUGUUGCUGGCUCAGUUUUCUUCCUUCCCUGUCAAUGGUGCCAAUCUCUAUGAAGACCUCAAGAGUUCCACCGCCAUCUUGUCCACGGGGAACAAAAGUUUCGACACACUUCUGGAUGGGGGCUUGUACACCGGGGAGGUGAUGGAGCUCACAGGAGCCCCCGGGAGUGGCAAAACUCAGGUGUGCCUCCACAUAGCAGCAAACGUCUCUGAAAGCCUCAAGCAGCAUGUUUUGUAUAUUGAUUCCACAGCAGGGUUCACAGCCACUCGCUUAAUGCAGCUGUUCCAGCGCAGGACGGAGACUGAGGAGGGACAGAUGGAGGCACUUCAAAGGGUCCAGGUUGUUCGAGUGUUCGACGCCUACAAGCUGUUGGAUGUCUUGCACGAGUUCCGGAGUACCGUGGCUCAGGAGGUUAUAAGUGCAUCCGCACCAGUGAAGAUUCUUGUGGUAGAUUCUGUCUCCUCUGUGAUUUACCCUCUUUUGGGAAGCCGGCAGCCUGAUGGCAUGGCCCUCCUGAUGCAUGUGGCUCGCGAGCUGAAGACGCUGGCCAAGGAGCUUGGGGUGGCUGUUGUGGUGACCAAUCACGUGACUCGAGACGCCAGCAGUGGGCAAACCAAACCAGCGCUGGGUCGUUCCUGGAGUUUUGUGCCCAGUACACGGGUGCUGCUAGAGAACAGCAAGGAAUCUUGCGGGAAGACCGGCACCCGUCGAGGAACUGCAUCCUUAACAAAUGCCCUCGGACAGCCAGUUGGGAUUCAGAUAGAGCUGGACCUUGAGAACUGGGAACCAAUGGAAGGUGCUUGUUAACAUCUGGAGAAGGACUGUAAUGAAAGAUGCUCCAUGGCACAGUGGGGAUUCCAAUCUACACUAUAACCAGUACACUGUACCGGCUCUCAGUGCCUACCUGCAGUUUGAAGUGGUUCAGUCCAGGCACAGAAUUACCAGUUCAUUUGGCAAGAGCUCACCCCAGUAUGGCGUGGAUUGGACAUCAAGCACUUUCUCUGGCUUUUUACAAAGAUUGCGCCGAACAGGGAAUCACCAUUUAACUAUAGCACAGCUAGAAUUUGCUGGGAAGUGCUGAAUCACUGGAGUUUAUGGGAAGUCCCAAGCCAGGAUAGGGUUGCUCCUAUUUCUGGAAUAUUAGGAGUAUGAUUAACUGUAUAAAAAUGUUCUCAAUGAACAGAAUGUUUCUCUCCAAAUAUUCAUGUCUGGAAGACUGCGUGGUUCAGUCAGCUGAUCAGUGGGUGUUAGUGUUAGUGGACUAAAACCAGGUUUAAAAUAUUGCUGAAAUGGGGUGGUUAUCCUUUUUCGGUGGUGCAGUUGUGAUCUGUGAGUUCUGGCGCAAGACCAAACAACAUUCGACUUCUGCCUUUAAAUUGAAGACAUUUUGCUGGAUUGAGAUUUGGGCGGGCUGCUAUUGGGACGGGUACAUUGUGCUGUAUAUUUUGCAUCCAGUUGUCUAGUGAGCUGCCUUGGACAGAUGUGAUAUGGAAAUCCUUUCAAUGCUGCCAUUAAGGUUGAGGCUCACUGGAUGAUCUUGGGCGUCUUAUUCUUUCACACAGAUCCACUUUACAGGCUGGUUGUGAGAAUAAAAGGGCAGGUGAGACAAUGGUGGAUGCCGCUCUGAAUUCCCUGGAGGAAGGGUGGAAUAAAAAUGUAAUAACAUUAGGAUCAAACAACCCAAGCAUAUGAGCUUUAUGGCAUUGUUUCCUUCAGGCUGGGUACUAGUCCAUAUCCAAGAGAUUCAGACUGUGGGGAAGGUGUUUCUGCGCAUAGCCCUCAUUCUUUGCUGAAGAUGUGAUCUACAGCCUCUUUGGAGAAGUCUGUAUGUCCAGCUGGCCUCUGUACGGCUUUGCCAUUCAGUGGGGUGGGGGAGCAUAAGUUUUAUGGACGAGGAACAGAAUAUCUCCCCUUGGUGGAGGGAAUGGAGACAUUGCCCCCCCCCUCCCCCCCGGUUAAUUUUGUUUCUUCUGUAAAGGUAUCGCUUUCCUGGCCUUUUGAACAAUUUUCCUGUACUUUUGUUUGCAUUGGCUACUUUUCAAUGUAUCUCUUACUUUGUAAAUCUCACAACAUUGUGGAAAUUAAAGAUGUAUAUCUUCUGUAUGUCUUCUGUCUGUCGAUAUCGUAAAUUAAGGAUGUAUACCUUUUGCAUUUCUUCUGUCUUUUUACGUUUAAUAUUGUUGGGGCAAGAUGUCCUUAAGGUGGUUUCAAUAAAAAAAAAGAUACCACUGAUUGCAACAAUAGCGUGAGGAUAUUUGUGGUUAAUUUCUUUUAAAAACUGUAGUAAAUGAAACCAUUUCACAGUAUCUUUCUUAGACUCAAGACUGACUGCAAUUAAAAUAUUUUAAACCUGGAAAA
Sphaerodactylus townsendi is the source of this 2638-nucleotide messenger RNA. RefSeq names its product RAD51 paralog D (gene RAD51D). Gene Ontology annotation, molecular function: ATP-dependent DNA damage sensor activity; single-stranded DNA binding; ATP hydrolysis activity. The transcript has 11 exons. The coding region runs from base 119 to 1087 and encodes 322 amino acids. The record is from RefSeq and is a predicted model, not a curated record. Gene Ontology annotation, cellular component: replication fork; Rad51B-Rad51C-Rad51D-XRCC2 complex; centrosome. Gene Ontology annotation, biological process: DNA strand invasion; reciprocal meiotic recombination; telomere maintenance. Lineage: Eukaryota; Metazoa; Chordata; Lepidosauria; Squamata; Sphaerodactylidae.